This is a messenger RNA of Struthio camelus australis, 8655 nucleotides long. It is a transcript of the gene TMEM229B, whose product is annotated as transmembrane protein 229B. Lineage: Eukaryota; Metazoa; Chordata; Aves; Struthioniformes; Struthionidae. The record is from RefSeq and is a predicted model, not a curated record.
GAGGAGGGCUGGGGUUGGGGAAGAAGGAGAAGAGGUUGUGUAUUCUUCUGAGGGGGAGGGAGAAAACGGAGCUUUUUGCUGCCAUUACUUGUCUUAAUGAUGGGGAAAUAACACCCAGCCAAACAGAGCAGAGGUCCCUGCUGUCCCAUCUGCUCCUGUGAAUGAAGCAGUGUCCUACAGAAGUGUUCCUAGGCUGGAUCUGAGGCAAAUGAAACAAAGUUGAAUGAUAUGAAUGGGAGUUGCACUUUUGAAAGAAAACCUAUCUGUUACGAAAGAUUUUAUCAGUGUCCGUGCCUAAGAGUUUGCCACAGCCUUAUUUCAAGACUCCCCCACCCCCACAGACUUCUGUCAAAGCUGGAUUAGACGCAGAGACAAUCUUCUCUACCACAACUGCACGCUGUCUUGCUUUCAUUGCGUAAGAUCAGAGCUGUAGUAGGCAUUAGAUAAGCAUCGAUUUGCCAGCAUCAACUGGCAAAGCUGUUGCUUGACUCCUUCCUUGCUGGAUCUCUGCUCUCAAGAGUAGCAUACAUUGAAGGUACCUUUUGUGAAGGAGUCUGGGGAGCACCGUUCAGUCCCAUUCGGCGGCCCGCUAGGAGCGGGAAGGAGAUCGUGACGUAUUUGCAAAGGGGGAAAGCUCUCUCGAGCGUGAAGAGCUGUGACAUAGCGCUGUGUGUACUGCAAAGUGCCUUCUGGGGAUGGGGACUCUGUUUUGUUUUUGUGUUGUUGUUUUUCACUCAGGAUACAUGUGCAGAGAAGGGUCAAACUCAUUCAGCUCUACUGGUUUAAUCUUGGCUGAGAACUCUUGGCCGGGGGUUGUGGCUGCACAGAGCUCUAGACGGUGUCGUUUCUCACUGCUCAUGGGAGAGCGUGCCGGAUGGGUAGGACUGUAUAUUUCGCAGUUCACUCCUCUGCUAAAAGCUAGAUUUGCGCAGCCCACGGGAUACUCUUUGGCCCACAUUUUUUUUUUUCUUUUUGGUACCAGCCAAGGUUUAUGAUAAGGAUGUUUCAAGUAAUUUCUAGAGGAAGAAUUAUUUCUUUGUUUUGUGAUUUGUGGCAUUUUCAAAAUGUGUAUAGAGUUUUCCCUCGUGGCAUGAUAGAUACCAUGUGAUUUGGUUUAUUUUGAUCCAGCAGUUCUUUCCAAGGCAGAUCUCCCAAUUAAGCCUUUAAUUGGAAGUGCACUUGCACAAGAGCCGCAGGAUGUAGGGCACCGUUUAUAAAAUGCUCGAAUAUCUACCAGAACGAGAGGAGCUGUCGUACAGAACUGGACGAUGUCCUGACAAUGAUUAGAAUUUGCUACGCUUUGGACCGGGCUUAGCAGCGUUUGGAGUACUACAAGGCUGUGAAUGCUAACACCAGCACUUCCAUAGCACCUUCCAUCUGAGAAUCUCUCUAUUCUUAAUGAAUUCUCACUGUGACUUUGUGAGCAGGAAAAGAACAAAAAGAACAUAAGCAAUGAAGAGUGUACACAGAGGAGAAGUAAGUGAGUUUCUAAUAGUAUAAGACAGUUCUAGCAGCACGAGGGAGUUUGUUUGUGUGAAACCGAUUUUUUUUUUUUUUAAAGACAGACUGCAGGAUAACAACAACAAAAAAUGAAGACUCUGGGCAAUUAUUCUAACCACAUUUCUGCUUUUGAUGAUAAAUGGUCACAGAAGUAUUUGCAGAUACUGUAGUUCUUUGGGGGUGUGGGCAUCUGCCCAAGGUUCUUCAGCUUUUAAAAGCCUUUGCCGCUACCCAGAAGAAACCUGAAACUCUGGAGGUCUGAAAACGUGAUUCUCAGGGCUUUGUCAGAAGCUUUCAGUAGAGCUAGUGGACUGACCUAGAGAUACUUGGGGAAGGAUAUAACAAAUCAUUCAUGGCUUGUUUCUCUGGGUAGCUGAAAGCUCUUGCUCUGCAGGUUUGGUUUUGAGAUUUUUGAUCUGUCUAUUUAUUUAUUUAUUUCUCAGAAGAGUCAUUUCCUUUAGGAGGUGGAGAUUGAGUGGCGGUAGCAUGCCUAAGGUAUCUCUAUGAGGUAAUUCGGAGAGGAAAUUCAGCCACAUCUAGCAUGUUUUGUGUUCUGUCUACCAGUCUAGGUUCAGAGAUGUUCAGAUCCCAGCUGGUCGGUGUGCUGGGUUGAACUGAAAGCUGUACGCCAAAGGCAGCAAGGGAAGGUGUGCUGGGAAUGCCGUUGAAAGUGCGAUCUGCAACACCCUCAAUAAGUUGCGUUAGAGUGGGGUGGAUUUCUCAGAAGAUGAAUGCCUACUUUCUGUUUCCAAAUUUGGCACUUCUGUCGCUGGAAGAUCCCAGAUAAGUCACUGAACAGUGUGGUGACUUAGUUUCUCUGUUCGUUUAGUCUCAUUUUUACCACCAGGUAGUUGCUCGAACCUGAGUUUUCUUUUUUCCUUGAGCACUUUGGAAAUUGUGAAAAAAAUACUGAAAUAGAUAGAGGGAACACACAAGUAACAACUUCCUAGGCAAGAAUUUACUUUCCUUUUUUUAUUUGCCUGUUAUUUGUAUUCUCGUUUGAUGAAUGCUGCUACUUAUGUACACUAAUGUGCAGUCUCCAGUCUGCUGACACCAGGAAUGCUGAUGUCUUUGUUACAGUAAUCAUCAGUGCAUGGAUAAGUACCAGGGUAACUGUUUUACAGCCUUGUGACAGAAAAGCCUGAGUGUGGCCUAGAUAGUGGAUUUUAACUGUUUCUGUAUAUGCAAUUGAAUGGCCAUACCACUGCUUUUAGCCCUUCUACAACUAUUUCACCUUUUUAAUCGUUAGUAUUUCAGGACAGGAAGUUCAUUAUAUGCGGAAGGUAAAGAAAAAUCCCCUUAUCUGAACAGCCUAAAUGUUGUAUUGUAUAAGCAUGCGAACUUUAAGAUUGAACAUGUAUGCGCAGCUCUACCUCUUUGCUCGGGUGUUACAACAUAGUCUUUGCUAAUGAAGAGUUUCUUACCUGAUUUUUUUUUUUACUUGUAGAUACACAUAUAACUAAAGCUGUGGUUUCACAAGCUCUUUGAGCUCAUAGAAAUGAAGAUUUUUACAAAAAGGAACUUCUUUCUGCUGGGUGCCAGUAAAGUCUUGUGAUAUCCUCUCUGUAUGCCCAAUCUGGGGACUGAUAUGGCUGAGAAGGAUUAGACUUUGGGGGGGGUAAUAUUGAAAUGAAGGAUGAGUUCUUUGGUCUGGCUCACUGUGAGGCUGUGUGGGUGACCUUAGCGCUGGUGCAAGGGAAGGGGUUAAAUUGUGCAGCAAGGGGCAAAGUGGAACUGUGUUGGCCUAAAGUCAGGCUGGCUUAGAGCCUCCUCCGUGUAACGGUAGCUUUUGGUAAGAUGGAUUCUGGUGAAGCAUCUGCAUUACUCUCAUACAGGAAGGCCCUUUCAGCCCCUUUUUCCAUGCCAAGCCUUUGAGUUAGGAGUGAAUGCCCAAACUGAGACACCUUGGACUCAACUGACAAUAAACAUACCCUUUUGGAAACGUCGCUCUUGACUUCCCUAGGAUGUGUUCAGCCUGGCAGCAGGCGUUCCGGUUAUAUUCAUGAGUUUAUAAACUGUUGUGAGAACAUAUCCACUUCUUGUCUGAACAAAGCAGCAAAAUGGAUGAACUGGAGGCAUAGCUGUUGAUUUAAGCACAGUAGUGCAUUUUCCUGUCUAAUGCUCAGAUUUGCACAUUGAAAGAGUCACAAGUGCACUGCAGUUGCUUAUUUCAUAUGGAUUUGUUCCUCACUCUUUUACAAAUCAAACUAUAGACAAACAGAUCUGACUAUGUAAAAAGAGUUCUCAAUGCUCCUGUUAUUCUGGGGGAAAUGCUUUUUAAGUCUUUCUUUGCAUGUGUCUAAUAAGGUUAAAUAGUUCGAUUAAAAACCUAUACUGAGCUGUGACAAAAUGAAAAUAAUAUAUAUAUGUGCAAAUAAUUUUUAAGAACAUCAAUUUUAGAAUGAAGUAAACCAGAGUUAGCUCGGUUAUAACAAAAAAGCUCUCUCCUGAUCUGAUAUAAAAAUGUUAAAAUAGCAACUAUUCUCAUGGGAAGAGAGACUACCAAGUAGAUGCAAGCCUUGGUGCGUAUGCAGAAGGUGCUAAAUCUGUCUUUUAUAAUACCCAUGUUAUAUUGAUUUUAAUUAAUGGUUUUAUGCUUAUUCAUCACUGUGUUAGUCUUGGUAGGAGGGUUUUGUAGGAGGAGGAUUAGGUAUUUAAUCUGCAUUUUUAAUUGGAAUCUUUUUGUAGUUCAGUGCUAUCUAAAUAGAGAAAGACUUUUUUUCUCUUGAAUUUCUGUUGGAUCUCAGUUUUUGAACACCCAAAUCCAUUAGGAUAAUUUGAAGAUCCCAGCUGAUACGCAGUCUAACAGAAAUGAUUUUGCUCUGCAACCCCUUUGCAUGUAACUAAUCCAGAAAAAUGCUGUGUGUGGACAAGCCCGCAGAGUGUAAGAUCCAAGAGGGCAAAGCUAGUCAGACGUUCACUAUUUGUGUAUUGGAACUCGCACGUUGAGGCGUGACUUCUGUGAAAAUCAGUAGCAUGGCAUACUAAAUGUCAGCACUUGAAGAGAAGAAGUACAGCUCAAGCUCAUGGGCUGUGCCUGCCGGCUGUGCUUGCCUGGGCUGUGCAGCUGUGCUGCCCAAGGCUGUGACGCAGGGGUGGAAGGAAGUCGAUGAGCCGGAACAGGAGAGAAGAGGCAAUGGCAACACUUCCGGGAACAGGAAGGCUGUCUGAUCGACGUAUUAGCUGUUGGUCACACGCAUCUGGCCCGAAAACAGCAGGCAUCUGAAACUGCUUGGACCUGCUGGAGUCCACCUGGUCGAUCCACGGAUGCUGUAAACUGGUUGCUGACCAAAGAGUGGGAGAACUCCAGGAUUCCUCCCCAGAAAAGAGUGCCUGCUGGGGUGUGUGCAGAAGAAUGGCUGCGGCAGAGCCUCUGACCGCUUUCUCCCGGUGGUAUCUCUAUGCCAUUCAUGGCUAUUUCUGUGAGGUGAUGUUCACAGCUGCCUGGGAGUUUGUGGUCAACUUUAAUUGGAAGUUCCCAGGUGUUACCAGUGUGUGGGCACUCUUCAUUUAUGGCACCUCCAUCCUCAUUGUGGAGAAGAUGUAUCUGUAUCUCAAGGACAAGUGUAACAUUUUAGUGCGCUGCCUCAUUUACACUCUUUGGACAUACCUCUGGGAGUUCACCACUGGCCUCAUUCUACGCCAGUUCAAUGCCUGCCCAUGGGACUAUUCCCAGUUUGAUUUUGACUUCAUGGGCCUGAUCACCCUGGAGUAUGCCAUCCCAUGGUUUUGUGCUUCUUUCAUCAUGGAGCAGCUGGUGAUCAGAAACACCCUGCGCUUACGAUUUGAUGAGACUGCUGAGCCAGGGGCCCCCACUGUCCCUGUUGCCUUGGCCAACGGCCAUGUGAAAACUGAUUGAAUAGUGACUCAGAGCCACUCUUAGCACUCUGAGAGAGCCUAGACCGCUACUACAGACUGUCAGCUCUGGCUUUGAGGUACUGCUCUUUCCUGUAUGAUAAGAUUCAUAAACCCCAUUUUUUUCUAAUGGGGGUGUGCAUGGGAUAUACCAGAAAAAAGUGGAACCAAUAGAUUUUCUAUGGAUUUUACUCUUUGGGCUCCAAGGACCAAUGUCAGCUACUUGUUAGGUCAUUUCUGAUUUUAACUUAUUACAGAUGAAAGCAGUCCUUUUGCUUAGACUUAUGUGGAGAAAGAAGAAGAAAAUUCUGCAGUGGAAAUGCAUACAAAAAGAAAACACUCAAUGGAUGGGCAUGGACACGCCAGCUACGUUAGCGAUUGGCUUACUCCAUUAGGCAAUAUUCAGGUGCUUGCUUGCAACCAAUACCUCCCAUGGGACCUGAGAUGCUGCAGGAACAAGGAAAAUCCGUCUGCUGUUGAGAAGAACCUAAGACUGGCAGUCUGCUAGGGAGUUAGAUGGUGUUCCCUUCCUGAGGUCCCCUUGGCCUCCCUCCAGGUUCUUUGGUGCACCACAGUAUAUUCUGGUGCUGGACAUGUUGCUGAAUUUAUACAAAUCUUGUACUUUUUGAAGUCUCAGUCCUGAUACUCACUAGAGAAGUUUUCUUUAUUUUUCCUUUCCUUUUUUUUUUUUUUUUCCAAUAAAGGCCUUUUUUGCCAAGUGAAUUUUACCAUAAUCUGUGCAAUCUGAAUCUUGGCAAAAGGAACAAGAAAGAGCACAAGUCUUCCCAUCACCUGUAUCCCCUCAGAGCAGAACUUGCCUGAAGGGCUGCUCCAGAUUCUGGCUCCCAUCCCAACCGUGCAAACCUUUUAGAGAUUGUACGUUCCACAAGGGUUUUCUGCCUUCCUUCCCAGGGAUUCCUCUGUUUCUAAUGACACAGAUGACUUAGUCUGGCUGUAACCCCUUGUGCUUGACCAAAGGUCAAAAAUUUUUUUGUGGCUAAGGCAGUAUCAAGGAUUCAGAGCCCUGCAGGACUGACUGUCACCUUCCUUUAGCGUUGGCAGGUCAUGGCUCAGUUCUGCCCAGUGCUCUCCUCAGAGUAUCAAGAGCAGGAUUUUUUUUUUUCUUCCCAAAUUCUAUUUUACAUAACUACAGCAAGCCUUUGUCAUAAUGCUAAUUGGAGGCAGCAAGGGAUAUGUCACACCACCUGAUACAGGGAGGGAGGCAUGUUGUAAAAGAAGGUUUCUAAAGAGCAUUUCUUCAUGCUCCCUCUGAUUGAGCCUGCGGUUAGGGUGUGAAUGCAGCCAGUAGAGAGCUGGAGGGGGAGAAAGUGCUGUGUCUCCAUUUUAGAGAUAUCUGUGCUAGGGACAGUUUGCAAUUUAAUCCGUUUGGGAACAUUCUUGGAGCAUAGGGAAAGCAGAGGGAAAGCUAUAAUGCAGAAAGUGCUUGAUACUGGCAGCCACAGAUUAAUUAUUUGCUUUGGGAAAUCUUGGCUGUUGGAGUUAGCAACAAACAUGGUGUUUCCAGCUGUCAGACAUAUCUCACUCCUAACAGUUUUAUGAGGGAGGUUUGCUGUAAUUGCCCUGUAGGGCCAGAUAAAUUUUAGGUGUUCUUCCACCAAAGUCAAGAGAGCUGCACCAGGGAUGAAUUUAGCUUGCAAUGCAAAUCUGUUUGUAUGAUUGUUGAAUUCCAGUCUUGUGUUGGAAAUGUGUUUGUCCAUGUUGGUCCUCUACUUCCGAUGAGGGGUGCUCAUUUGUGAAUUUGCUCCUUGGAGCAUCACUCCAGAGAAGAAAAGCGCUUCUGGCUCUGUGAGGGGAAUUGCUGGUUGGUUCUGCUGUUAUGAAGGCAGUGUUAAUCCUUUUGUAUCACACAGUGCAAUUAUUUUAUUCCUCCCUCCUCCCUUCUCACAUGACAUCCGCUGCUGGCAAUGGACACGUGAAAACUCUGGCGUCAAGGAGUUAAUCAAAUCUGCCUUGGGGUAUGCAGUGUCUUCUGAAGCACCCAGAAUACUUAGGUGGGUAUUGGGUAUUUUGAGUUCCCUUUUUAUAGUUCAUUAAAUUAAAAGAGAACAAACACUGAACAGAUUUUUCUUUCCUUUUUUUUUUUUUAAUGCUGUGCUGCCAGUAUUAUGAAAUCAGAGAAAUAGUAUGUUGUUUGUCAGCCCUGAUGGUCUCAAGGGUUUAGACCCAGGUAAAAUAGGCACCUGACAUUGUACAUGGAGGGUGGGAAAAGAGAUGAGAUUUGUAGGUGGGAUAAUGUAAAUCAGCUCUACUAAAACAAAACAUUAGUUGCAAGGCACAGGUAAGAGUUGGGAUCUCUCCGUUCUGGCUCUGGUGCAAGUGAAGCAAUUCUGUCAGGGUAACUAAACACAGUAUCUGAAACUAGGCUGUCCUCUCACGGCCUAGCUUAACUCUGGUAUAAUGCUGCCUUCCCCACAACCCUCUGAAACCCUCAGCUCCAUAGAAACAUCCUUUGGAUCCCCGUUUUGUCCUGAGCUGUUACAAAACUCUAAAAAGUUAGGAGCAGUUAUCAGCAUCGUUUGGUGAUGCCAUACCAGCUGCGUAUGGGACGAGAGGAGGAGGAGUGACUGCUUGCAGUGGUAACCUGGUGCACAAUUAUGUCCUUUGAUUUUAGAAGCUUCCUCCUAAAUGACACUGUUGAUGCACAGUUAUGCAAUACCCAGGUGCUCAAACCAUGGAAGGCUUCACAGGUGGCAUCCAACAUCUUACUCUAUUAUCCUUAUUGCCUAUGCCAUUGUACCACUAUUGUAGUCUGUUUUCUACUGAUGUCUGACAAGUACUACGUAGAUACCGCAUCUUCAUAGAGUUGUAAUUUACACUAAGAAGUGCACUUUACUUGCAGCUUGCACACCAGAAGCAGAAUGGAACCCAACAAAUUCUUAAAUCGAUUCAAAUAAUCCCCUGGACAACUCAUGCUGUCGCAGGGUUUUCUGUAAUACCAUGUACCUAAACCAUGUACCUAAUGCAGCAGGAUUAGCUAGACUUCUCCUUUCUGAGCAACAUGAUAACAGAGCUUUGUAUUUUCCGAGAAAUCUCCCUUUUUUAAUACAUGUGAUGCUUCUUAUACCGUCCUACAGGAGGAGUGACCAGAGUCCAGUGAGACACCAAGGGUCUCGCUGGCAGCUCAGCAGGGGCCAAGGAUCUGGACUGAAGGUGUAGAGACAUUUUCAUUAAGAUGAAAAAGGAAAAACGCACAAAGGCCUAACAUUUGUACAUGCAUCUUCCUCAGUAGAUUAAAGUUGCCUGUUUUGAGUUCACCAGCAAUAAAAAACUUGUAAUUUA